AUGAUUACGUAUUCGAACGAUCGAUUGUUCACGUUCAAAGGUGUGACGCCCCUGGUGGAUAAAAACGAUAAGUACAUCGUGCUCUGUUUCGUAGUGGCUCUCUCGAUUCUGAGGUUGGUCUUUUCAGGAUGUGACUCACCGCUGACGGCGAAAUGGCCCUCAGUAAUAAGGUAUUACAUAACGAAGCAUAAAAUAUCCUCGGAAAAGAAAGUGUCGAAGAUGUCCGAAUCGAUAUGGUAUUUCCUGUGGCAUACUUUCUCGUUCGGAUACGCACUUAAAAUACUAGUGAAGGAGUAUGGAACUGCGGAAAAGCCAGGGUGGAUAAGAUACUUUGUGAAGGACCUGAAAGGAAUAUGGUUCUUCUCAGAGGAUCUGGAGCACGUGAAAAACAAAAUAGCGUCCUGGCCAAUGCUUGAAAUAACAAUGGAGACGAGAGUAUUCAUGCUGAUGUGCACAGGGUUCUGGAUUUCAUGCCUGAUCUUCAUCAACUGGGAGACGAGAAGGACGGACUCGAUGAUCAUGAAGUUCCACCACGUGACGACGAUCCUGCUCCUGGUGCUCUCGUACAUAUAUAACUUCCACAGAAUAUCAAUGUUCGUGAUCUUCUUCCACGACAUCCCCGACGUGCUGCUGUACCUGACGAAGGUGUACUCGUACUACAACAGGAACAACGACGUGCUGCUGGUGAUAUCGUUUGGACUCUACGGCCUGUCGCACUUCGUGAUGAGGUUCCUGUUCCUCUCGAGGUACAUAGCGUACCCGCUCCUGAUGAAGUUCGACGUGUUCGACUAUUCUGGGGGGACGAUCAAGUACCUGUGGGACUUCCCGGGCGGAGUAAUAUGCCCUGCCGCGAUAGCAGUUUUGAUGGUCAUGAACGCCUACUGGCUCAAUUUCAUCAUCUGCCUGUUUAAGAAAGUCAUAUUUAACAGGGCGGAAGUCGGUAAGUCGGGUAAAAUAUUCAUGCUUGUUUAG
This is a messenger RNA of Theileria orientalis strain Shintoku, 972 nucleotides long. RefSeq lists its product as uncharacterized. The record is from RefSeq and is a predicted model, not a curated record. Gene Ontology annotation, biological process: ceramide biosynthetic process. The transcript is spliced from 5 exons. Bases 1 to 972 code for a protein of 323 amino acids. Gene Ontology annotation, cellular component: endoplasmic reticulum; membrane. NCBI's taxonomy places the organism in Eukaryota, Apicomplexa, Aconoidasida, Piroplasmida, Theileriidae. Gene Ontology annotation, molecular function: sphingosine N-acyltransferase activity.